Molecule: messenger RNA, 1474 nt
Organism: Seriola dumerili (greater amberjack)
Lineage: Eukaryota; Metazoa; Chordata; Actinopteri; Carangiformes; Carangidae
Gene: amh
Product: anti-Mullerian hormone
Exons: 6
Coding region: 1-1464 (487 amino acids)
Biological process (GO): gonad development
Molecular function (GO): growth factor activity
Source: RefSeq, a predicted model, not a curated record
AUGGAUAUAUCGGCCUCCAUGGUUUCUCAUCACGCCCCCCACAAUGCACCUUGCUUUGUUGAUGACGUAUUUGCAGUAUUGCGUGAAGGUGUUGGGAACGACGGUGAACUCACAAAUGCCAGUUUGACUCUGUUUGGAAUCUGCACAGUGUCUGACAAUUCAGCAGGCUCGGUCUUAUUAAAGCUCUCCAACGAAACAAGCAGAAACCAGAGAAACGGAUUGGAGGUUUUGCAUCCGACUGGAGUGCUUGUGGCAGAGGAAGACAACAGGGAAACACUCAAGUUGACCUUUGACCUCCCACCGUCUCCCUUGCUCAAGCAGAGCCCUGUGCUGCUCCUGGCAUUUGAGAGUCCAUUCAAAGGAGGAGACCUGGACGUCACUUUCACCAGUCAGUCUCUGCAGCCUAACAAACAGUCUGCGUGCAUUUCAGGAGAAACACAGUACAUACUACUGACAGGAAAAGCAUCAGAGGGCACUGUUCACCAGCAAUGGAGAAUUUCUGUUGAGACAAAUUCCCCUGUUAUGAAGAAGAGCCUAAAAGACCUCCUCAUUGGUGAAAAAACAGGAUGUAAAAUCAGCAUAACUCUACUUCUGCUUUUCUCUGGGGGAACGAGACCUGAUACAAGACAAACACACGUUUCAGGUUCAUCUCUGGCCUCUUCACAGACCUUCUCCUUCCUCUGUGAGCUGAAACGGUUCCUAGGUGACGUCCUGCCUCAGCACCACCCUGAGUCCCCUCCAUUCCAGCUGGAGUCCUUACCCUCCAUGCCACCCCUGUCACUGGGCUUAUCCUCCAGUGAGACCCUGCUUGCAGGACUGAUCAACUCCUCUUUCCUUACCGUCUUCUCCUUCGCUAGAUGGGGCUCCAUUUCUCAGGUGCAUCCUGGACAGCUGGCCAUGUCUCCUGCACUGGUGGAGGAGGUCAGGCAGAGAUUGGGGCAGAUUGGGAUGCAGAUAAUGGAAGUAAUAAGGGAGAAGGAGGUGGGUCACAGGGCCACAGAGAGGCUGGAGAGGCUUCAAGAAUUCAGUGCAUUACCGACAAUGGAACAGGCAGCAGGACAGAGCCAGUACUGUGCGUUUCUUCUGCUGAAGGCCCUGCAGACAGUGGCCCGUGAGUACGAGCUGCAGAGAGGACUGCGAGCCACCAGAGCGGACACCAAUAACCCGGUGAGGGGCAGUGUCUGCAGUGUGAGAAGCCUCACCGUCAACCUUGAAAGGCGUCUUGUUGGUCCAAGCGCUGCCAACAUCAAAAACUGCCAUGGCUCUUGUGCUUUCCCCCUGACCAAUGCAAACGACCAUGUCGUGCUGCUCCACUUCCACAUUGAGAGUGGGAAUAUGAAUGAGCGGGCUCCGUGCUGUGUGCCUGUUGCCUAUGAACCCCUUGAGGUGGUGGGUUUGAAUGAACAUGGGACUUACCUCUCCAUGAUACCAGAUAUGGUAGCAAAGGAGUGUGGAUGCCGCUGAAGCUGUUUUC